This is a messenger RNA of Vidua chalybeata, 963 nucleotides long. Its product is annotated as taste receptor type 2 member 13-like. Gene Ontology annotation, biological process: sensory perception of taste; G protein-coupled receptor signaling pathway; detection of chemical stimulus involved in sensory perception of bitter taste. The record is from RefSeq and is a predicted model, not a curated record. Bases 1 to 963 code for a protein of 320 amino acids. Gene Ontology annotation, molecular function: bitter taste receptor activity; G protein-coupled receptor activity. Gene Ontology annotation, cellular component: membrane. Lineage: Eukaryota; Metazoa; Chordata; Aves; Passeriformes; Viduidae. The transcript has a single exon.
AUGGAAGCUUCUCCCUCUUCACAGCAAUCCAAUGUCACUUCAUAUGGGGCCACAACUGUGGCCAUCAUCACCCUGGAGGCGUUUCCUGGCAUGUGGAUAAAUGCCUUCCUUGUUUGUGUGCUUUGCAUUGCCUGGGUAAAAAAGAAAACCCUGAACUCUAAUGAGAAGAUCUUGCUGCUGCUGGGAUGCUCCAGGUUUUGCUAUUUGUGCAUCGCAUGGGUAUAUAAAUUUCUUUCAUUUAUUUAUCCCAAUUACCUUUAUGUUCCCACCAUACUUCAACUAGCUGUAUUUUCUCAAGCCUUUUUUAAUCAUUGUAACUUAUGGUUUUCUGCCUGUCUUUGUGUUUUUUAUUGUAUAAAAAUUGCCAAUUUCAGGAACAGGCCCUUCAUCUAUCUGAAAGUAAAAAUUGACAGGAUGGUGCCCUUGCUCUUGUUGGGGUCAGGGACUUUAGCUUUGGCCGUCGGCAUCAUUGCCUAUGACGUCGCUGAUAAACCACACUGCAACAACAGCAGUUCCAUUGGACAAGGAAAUUUUGGGACAGCAACUAUCAAAAUGGAUAAACGUUUUUUCCCUUCUUUUUUUCUUGCUGGCUUUGAAUAUGCUGCUUCAUUCAUGACAGUCAUCUUUUCUGCUGUUUUCCUUCUCUUUUCUCUCUGGAGACACAAGCACAAGAUGCAGACAAACUCCAUGAAGGACCUCAGCAUGGAUGCCCACAUUAGAGCCAUGAAAUCUAUUCUCGCCUUCUUAGUGAUGUACAGCAUCAACUUUGUAUGUUUGGUGUUAAGUAUGGUUUAUGCCACAAAGAAGGGAAAUUUUAUGACAUUUCUCAUUGUAGUAUUUGAGUACACUUUUCCGGGUCUUCACUCCCUUAUUCUGGUUUUUAGCAAUCCCAAAUUAGAAAAGACACUACUAAAGUUUCUUCCCUUAGAAAGAAGUGUAAAGUGCAACGUUUGCAUGAGUUAG